Drosophila subobscura is the source of this 1306-nucleotide messenger RNA. Its product is annotated as transformer-2 sex-determining protein. The record is from RefSeq and is a predicted model, not a curated record. Gene Ontology annotation, cellular component: spliceosomal complex. Gene Ontology annotation, biological process: positive regulation of mRNA splicing, via spliceosome. Gene Ontology annotation, molecular function: RNA binding. The transcript is spliced from 8 exons. Bases 16 to 870 code for a protein of 284 amino acids. Lineage: Eukaryota; Metazoa; Arthropoda; Insecta; Diptera; Drosophilidae.
GUAAAUAAAACAAAGAUGUGCUCGCGUUCUCCCAAAGAUAGAAGUCAUUCGCAUCGCCACUAUGACAGAAACUACAAGCAUAAACGUUCCGGGUCGUCUUCAUCGUCUGACUCCGCAUCGUCUGGCUCGUCCAGGCACGACAAUAGUCCAUCACUCAGGUCUAAUUUGGAAUGCUAUGGGAACAACCGCAGCUCGGGCUCACGUCGCCGUUCGCGUUCUCGCUCGCAGUCCCGAUCCAAGUCGCCUGGAGGACGACGUUAUCACUCUAAGCGCAAGUCGCAUGACCGUCAGAUUGAUGGAGGCUCGGAAAGUGCCAACAGGAACCGCUGCAUCGGUGUUUUUGGUUUGAGCACCAAUACUUCGCAGCAGAAGGUGCGCGAACUGUUCGGCAAAUACGGCCCGAUAGAGCGCAUUCAGAUGAUUAUCGAUGCCCAGACCAACCGUUCGCGUGGCUUCUGCUUUAUUUAUUACGAGAAUGUCGCCGACGCUCGUGUCGCUAAGGAUGCCUGCUGCGGCAUGGAGAUUGACAAUCGUCACAUACGCGUUGACUAUUCAAUAACCCAACGUGCCCACACUCCUACUCCUGGAGUCUACAUGGGGCGUUCGUCUCGCAACCAGAAUGGUCGCUCAGGUUCGCCGCGUGGUUCCCGUUAUCGCGACUACGGGUCUUCCUCAAACAAGGAUACCUACCGCAGUGGCGGUAACAACCGUUACGACCGUGAAUAUCGCGAUUACCGCAACCACCGCGACAACCGCAGCGAACGCGAAUACCAACGCAAUUAUCCGAAGAGCUCUGGCAGCCAUCGUUAUGUGCGUUCCCGUUCGCGUUCGCCAGUGCGCAAGUACCGCACCUCAUCCCGUUACGAUUAGAUAUACGCCAAUCGCCAAAGCCGUGCUCGUCGCCAGGGCCCAUCCGGAUUGGGUUUAUGUUGGGCCUCGGCAAAAAGAAAGCGAGCAUUUCUGACUGACUCACAACACUGGCGAGCAUUUGAAAAACUUAUAAUUCAUACAUCAUUCGAACUUUUAAUUCGUUGACUUCGUUGCUGUUGUUGCUGUUGAAAAACGUAGCUUGUAAAAAUCGAGAAUUAACACCCAUUACUUAUAGAAAUCUGCCACCGAAUGCGGACAAUGCACAACCGCAGCUUAAGGGGCUAGACACUCAUUGUGAUAUGAUAUUUAAGCAACAGCAACAGCACCUAAUAAUUAUAAUAAUAAACUUAACACACUAACCACCAUGCAUAUUAGAAUUAACUUUUAUCGCAACCAUCGUAAAUGUGCAAGUAGAAAAUAUUCGCUUGAGGAAUUG